AUGAAGUUUGCGGAGCAUCUAUCAGCUCAUAUUACUCCGGAAUGGAGAAAACAAUAUAUCAGUUAUGAGUUAGCAGAGGCAACGAGAAAAUAUGCCGCGUUACAAAACGAAUUAAAAACUGCCCUAGACUUGCAGCAUGGCAGCCAUAAAAAUAAAGGAAAGCUAGCGAGUGGCAAAUUACCAGCACGGAAAAUUCGUGAAUUAAAAUUAGGAUUUUCAGAGUAUUAUUUAUCACUGAUAUUGCUGCAGAAUUAUCAAAAUUUAAAUUACACUGGGUUCAGGAAGAUUCUCAAAAAACAUGACAAGCUUUUAUCAGUAGAUACUGGAUGCAAGUGGCGAGUAGAAUGCGUAGAGACGAGUCAUUUCUACACGUCGAAAGACAUAGACAAAUUAAUCCACGACACCGAGGCUAAUGUCACAAAUGAAUUGGAAGGUGGUGACCGUCAACGGGCUAUGAAACGCCUGAGAGUUCCUCCACUAGGUGAACAUCAGAGUCCAUGGACGACUUUUAAAACAUUUACCGUUAACCUGGGUUUGCCAAACAGCAUCUCCAACGCCCCAGAGUCCGGAGACGGUGAAGAAAACGUAGGCAUUUUCUGGGUGCGGCCUCCAGACCAGAAGGACACCUACUAG
Cotesia congregata is the source of this 633-nucleotide messenger RNA. NCBI's taxonomy places the organism in Eukaryota, Metazoa, Arthropoda, Insecta, Hymenoptera, Braconidae. The record is from the annotation of a GenBank genome assembly.